AAAUCGGCAAAAGUCCUGCGCUCGCUUCUCCGGUUCUCCCCACACACACGCGUCACGGCCGACGAUCCUCCACCGCCACUGCGACACUAGGGUUCUGCUGCCGCCACAUCGUCGGCGGGGCCUGGCGAGCUACCAUCGGAGAUGGACGCCUCGGAGAUUGCGAACAGGGCCGACGCCCUCAAGGCCGAGCUCGCCGCCAAGUCCUCCCGAAUCGCCGACCUGGAGGCCAGGGUUUCCUUUCUCGAAGGCGAGAACGAGAGCUUGAGGAAAGCCAUGCCUAAGGGAGAGGAAAUGGAGAAUACAGGCAAAAUUUGUCCAGCCUUUGGUCGAUUGGAGGAGGGUUUCGCCGGAAACAAGGAAAAAUCAGUCGACCUGGUGGGGGGAGGGCAUAUGGUGUGUGAUGUUACAGAGGUUAGUGACGGUGAGGAAGAGGACGUUCUUACGGUCGUUACUCCUAAGAAUUUUGCAGCGCGGGUGGUGACGGGAAAGAGUGAGGAUGAAGACGAGAUUAAGGACAUAGAGGGAAGUGGUGGAGGCAACCAUGGGACCGUUUGCUCUGAUGACAGUGUGGAUCUGGAGGACGAUGAUGUUUCUACCAUGCCACGGGGCAAGAAGCGUGCAGCGGCACUGGUGGUCACCAGCGACAGUGAGGAUGAGGAUGGAAAUGGAGGGCAUGUGAAUGAUAAGGACGGCAAGGUGCAGAAGGAGGUUGGUGUUACACCUAGUAGGAAGCGUGCGUUGUGUGGAGUCAGUGACAGUGAGAACGAAGAUGGCGAUGAGGGUGUUUAUGUGGUGAAUGGGAAUGAUGUUGAAUCUGGUGAGAUAAAAGGGUCUUCUACUCCCGCAGCAAGGCGCUCGACUCGGUUAGCAAAACGCAAAUCAAAGGGUGUGCUGCCUGCACGUCGGGCACUUGUCUUUGUUGAACCCAAGGAUGGUGAAGAUUCUGAGGAUGAUUCAGAAGAAGAUAAUAGUAUGGAUGAAUUUAUAGAUGACGCAGAAGAAGAUAAUAGUUUGGAAACUGCUGUUGAUUCUGCUGAAGCAUCCUCUGCUGGAUCAGAAGAGUCUGAUAGUGAGCCAAAUUAUAGAGAUGUUUUGGCUAGCAUACGCCGUAAAAGGAAUGUCAAGGAUAAGGAUUGGGAGAGUGAGCAAGAAAUGCUAUCAGCAUUUGAUGAACACCCUGAACUUUGCUUGAAAGCUGUAUGUGCCCUCUAUCGAAAGCAAACUGAGGAAGAACAAACGGAAAAGGCGACUAUAGUGCAUAACAAAAGAGGAUUUAACCAGAUAGAUGCUCCGAGGGGUUCUCGCAUAGCACAGUUUCUUCUAGAUGGUGAUGCUUCUGGGCCACUUAUGAAGACAACACAUGACUUGGAAAAGUACGAUCGAUAUGGCCUUGAGUUCUGUCGCAAGAUGGCUUUCCGUUACUCCAAGCAGCUGUUUGCAAUAUAUCAUAACAAGGAAGACCCAGACUUUCCAUGACUUGUAUUACUAACUACAUAUGUUGACCUCUCUGUGAACCCUGUAAUAUUUUGCCUACUUAGUCUGUCCUUCUCACUGUUUUGUACAUAUAUGUUCAGUUUUUGUUUCUUCUGGAGUAGUUAGGGGCUUAGGACCUGUUAAAUUAGUCUUGGAGAAUGCGACAGUGAGCAAUCCUCUAUGUUUAGAUCACUAAGAUGAAGGCUGUUAAGCAAGCAAGUGCCCAUGAAUAUGACAAAGGAGUAUAUAUCCUCAAGGUAUUACCCAAUUUGGAAGAUUCGCUCACUCCCCGUUGAUCGAUUGCUCUCCCGAACGAGUCAGCAUUUGAUGCCUCAUUAUUUGUAUAAUUGUUCAUCAGGGCGAAGUUGUAAUGGUGUUUUUUUUGCGGGGAAAAGUUGUAAUGGUGUUGAAGUGCCCGCAAUACAAGUAGGCAAAACAGAUUCACAGAAAGUUCAUGUUUAUUUAUCAGGUGCUGAUAUAUAGUGAUGUUAA
This is a messenger RNA of Brachypodium distachyon (stiff brome), 1965 nucleotides long. RefSeq lists its product as uncharacterized. Bases 142 to 1476 code for a protein of 444 amino acids. The transcript has 2 exons. The record is from RefSeq and is a predicted model, not a curated record. Lineage: Eukaryota; Viridiplantae; Streptophyta; Magnoliopsida; Poales; Poaceae.